AUGAGGAAGCCGUUUCAGAAUGCCCAUAACCUUACUUCCAUCCUAUUAACUCCAACAUUUCACAAAAAGACGCGUACCGGACUGCGUCUGGCUCGUUUGUUGAGCACCGCUGUGCCCGAAGAAUGCUCAUAUACGGAAACUUUUUUGAGUACCACAGCUGCUCCGAGAUUGAGUAUUGCUCAGUUUGGUCCACCGAAACAGGUCGCAUGUUACUCCAGAACCUCUAUCUCUGAGUUCAGGCCAAACGACAGCAGUUCUUUGCGACGUUUUAUCGAACCUACUAUUGGCACAACUCUGACAUGGGGACUGGUUCCGUUUUUCGACCGCGACAAAGGAUCUCUCCGCCAUGUCCAUCAACCUACGCGUCUGGAUCCACUUUUGAAAGCAUGCUUACAUCCUCAUGUUAGCCGGAGUUUUCUCAAAGCCGAUGUGGUAACCACAAAGAAGGUUCUAGUCAGCCUCUUGCACGGUAUUGGAUCCUUCAACGUAUCCUUCAUUGGCGGGAAAUUGUAUAUCGACCAAUACUGCGCCGAGAAACGCUGGAAGAUCAGUGACAACGGUUACGUAGGAAGAUACGGAUUUAAACGAGCAUGUACUGCGUUAUAUGAACAAUCACGCCAGAAACAAGCCCCCCACGGUCUGAAUGAUUGGUACGGCGUUAUAUCCCGUUCCAUCGGUGGAAUAAACCUAUUAUUCGCUGGAGAGAUUCCUUGUAUCAAAGCACCUUAUACUGGUCAGCCAGAUUGUUACAUGGAACUCAACUGCAGAAAACUUGGGCACCGAUUACAGAAGGAUAUGAAGGACUGGUAUUUCCAAGCCCAUGUCAUGGGUUCCUCUGGUAUCUUCAUUGGUUACCGUGACACUGCCCAUGUGCUGCGAAAGACAGAAUUCAUUGCAACGCAGGACCUUCUCGGACGGCUUAACAUGCCGUGGAAUCCUCAAGAUAGCAUCAACAACCUUUUUCAGGUGCUGUAUGUUCUACGGAACUACUGCCAACAGAUGUUCGACCAGCGGGAACUCCGGAACGAACAUAGAAAGGAAGACAUCACAUGGCGCAUAACGAUUCGAGGAAAAUUCCUGGGUGGAUUUUCCAUCCGUGAGGUCGCCGAGAGCGAAAGCGAGCCACUGAGAAGGAUGGAUGGGAAGGUGCAGCAGAAACGUAUCGGGAUCGUCCCCGCGGCGCUCAUCAAAGAACUACAAAAACAUAUCAUGAAAGAGGCAUUCCAGUAG
Messenger RNA from Marasmius oreades (fairy-ring Marasmius), 1230 nucleotides. RefSeq lists its product as uncharacterized. Bases 1 to 1230 code for a protein of 409 amino acids. The transcript has 6 exons. The record is from RefSeq and is a predicted model, not a curated record. NCBI's taxonomy places the organism in Eukaryota, Fungi, Basidiomycota, Agaricomycetes, Agaricales, Marasmiaceae. Gene Ontology annotation, biological process: nuclear-transcribed mRNA catabolic process; NAD-cap decapping. Gene Ontology annotation, molecular function: mRNA 5'-diphosphatase activity. Gene Ontology annotation, cellular component: nucleus; cytosol.